This is a messenger RNA of Truncatella angustata, 1105 nucleotides long. RefSeq lists its product as uncharacterized. Gene Ontology annotation, biological process: mycotoxin biosynthetic process. The transcript is spliced from 4 exons. Lineage: Eukaryota; Fungi; Ascomycota; Sordariomycetes; Amphisphaeriales; Sporocadaceae. Bases 185 to 1105 code for a protein of 306 amino acids. The record is from RefSeq and is a predicted model, not a curated record.
AUGCAAUGUACCGAUCGAGGGGAUGCCACGAGUCAACGAUCGGUCGCCUCACAAAUUGGCAGAGCAGGUGCACUCACCCGAGAAGCACUUCCUUAAGAUACAAUCUUCUUAAGUCGCAAGUCUUUGGUGCAUAGACGAACACUGUACUUUGGCUAAUACCACGUAACUAUAGUAAUUCACAAGUAUGGUUCCAUUUAUCGAUAAUCGUCGGAAGUACAUGCCACUCGUAGGAGUACAAGAUGUUGAAGGAGCGCAAGGUAUUGUUAAAGAGUCUCGCGCCGCCUCGGAUGCAGGCUCCAGCGGUUCACUACUUGCACGGAACACUUCGUUCGAUAGCACAUCAGAACUGGAAAAGGCACCACAAGAAUCGUUAACGGCAACAAAGAAGACACGACUUCUAAUAUUCUCUCUGGCCAUAUUUUUCCUCUCGUUGUUUGCUGUUUACAUUCUGCGUGGAAGACUUGAAUCCUCUUGUCUCGAACUGAUGGAGCCUUGGAGCCCUCUUGCUCCAUUUGUGAGCUACGAGUCAAAGCAAUUCGAAUGGGGUUCCUGCCCAGAAGACUACUGCGGAGCCAUCCAGGACCAAAGAGAAACGUUUUGGAAGGAACUAUGGGAUUAUGGCUGGAUCGGAUUUCCAAGAGAAAGGAUCACACAGCUUGGCAAGUCUCCCGAUGUAAAUUGGUUACAUUUAUUACAAUCCGAGAUGAAUGAUACGUUGAUAUCAUUACCAGAAUCUAACGAAGUCUCCGAAGUUUCCCACCAGAUCCAUUGCAUUGGUAUGCUUAGAAAAGCCAUACAUGGAGAGAAAGAACAUCACGCAGGUCUGAGCGAUCAGCUCGAAAGAGGAAGGUAUUGGUUGCACACUAACCAUUGCCUUUUGUCGCUCAAGAUUAUGAUCGAAUGUAAGGCCGAUGCUACGCCUGUGAUAUUUGAGGAAGCGGACGACGGUCGCUCUCGAAUUGGAGCGUGGACGAUGAGAGAUGCACCAAGGAGAUGUAAAAACUACGACGCCUUGCGAAACGGCCUGAAACAGAAACCAUUAUGUUCAUCAGGUUGUAAUUCUGACGAGAUUUAUGGAAAUGUCAUAAUGGAGUCGUCAAAUUAG